UUUUUUUUUGUUGAACAUGAACAUACAAAAUUCGACUUUCAAUUUUUUUUUUUUUUUUAUUCAAAUUUUAAAAUGAACACAAAUCAAGGUAUUAUAUCGUUAACAAAAUGGAUUACCGGUGCCAGUUUUGUCAUAUUAGCCGUUGGUAUAAUGUUUGUACCAUCGGAUGAGGAAAAAAUCCGUAAAAUGAAGGAAAGAAUCAAAGCCAUGGAUAAUGUUGAUAAUAAAAAAAAGAAUCAAUCCACAAUCAGUGAAUGGCUUACGGGUAAACCUAAAACACCAUCUUCCACUACUCCAAUGACAAAAAAUAUCAAUCAACAGGCAAAAGAAUCGAAUGAAAAAACAACAAAUGUGAACAUUUUUAAAGAAUUAUGAAACCCACCACUCA
Messenger RNA from Dermatophagoides farinae (American house dust mite), 388 nucleotides. RefSeq lists its product as uncharacterized. The record is from RefSeq and is a predicted model, not a curated record. Lineage: Eukaryota; Metazoa; Arthropoda; Arachnida; Sarcoptiformes; Pyroglyphidae.